CACACUUCAUAUUGUGGUCGCACACUCUCUCCUCGUCUCAUCUCCUGAUCAUCAUCUUCAACUCCACAUGGCUUCCGUCGCCGCAAGUCCCGCCUUCUCCCUCCUCAAAUCCACCGGAGCCACUGCUUCCUCCGCCGCAACUCGCGCGCGCGCCUCACUUCUACCCAUCCCCUCCUCCAAAUCCAUCUCCGCGCGUCCUCUCGGCUUCUCCGCCGUCCUCGACUCGCGCCGUUUCUCCCUCCACGUCUCCUCGAAAGUUCAGUCGGUGCGCGGGAGAGGGAGCAGAGGAGUCGUUUCCAUGGCGAAGAAGAGCGUCGGUGACUUGACCUCUGCCGAUUUGAAAGGGAAGAAGGUUUUCGUGAGAGCUGAUCUCAAUGUGCCUCUCGAUGAUAAUCAGACGAUCACUGACGAUACGAGGAUUCGCGCCGCCGUUCCGACGAUCAAGUAUUUGAUUGAGAAUGGUGCUAAAGUCAUCCUCUCUACUCAUCUGGGAAGGCCAAAGGGAGUCACACCAAAGUUCAGUUUGGCUCCUCUUGUCCCUAGGCUGUCUGAACUUCUUGGUAUUGAGGUCAAGAAAGCUGACGACUGUAUCGGUCCGGAAGUGGAAAGCUUGGUGGCUUCUCUCCCUGAAGGUGGAGUUCUGCUCCUUGAGAACGUCAGGUUCUACAAGGAGGAAGAGAAGAACGACCCUGAGUUCGCCAAGAAGCUCGCUUCACUAGCUGACCUCUACGUCAACGAUGCUUUUGGAACUGCUCACAGAGCUCACGCUUCCACCGAGGGAGUCACAAAGUUCUUGAAACCCUCAGUUGCUGGUUUCCUUCUGCAAAAGGAGCUUGAUUACCUUGUGGGCGCUGUUUCAAGCCCAAAGAGACCGUUUGCAGCCAUCGUGGGUGGUUCCAAGGUGUCGUCCAAGAUUGGAGUUAUUGAGUCUCUUCUCGAGAAGUGUGAUAUCCUUCUUCUUGGUGGUGGAAUGAUCUUUACGUUCUACAAGGCGCAAGGUCUUUCCGUUGGCUCGUCACUUGUUGAAGAAGACAAGCUUGAGUUGGCUACGUCUCUCCUUGCUAAAGCUAAGGCUAAAGGAGUCUCUCUUUUGUUGCCGACUGAUGUUGUGGUUGCUGAUAAGUUCGCUCCUGAUGCCAACAGCAAGGUUGUGCCUGCAUCAGGCAUUGAGGACGGUUGGAUGGGACUAGACAUCGGUCCAGACUCGAUUAAAACAUUCAACGAGGCUCUGGACACAACGCAGACAGUUAUUUGGAAUGGACCUAUGGGAGUUUUCGAGAUGGAGAAGUUUGCUGCUGGAACAGAGGCGGUUGCGAAUAAACUAGCAGAGCUAAGUGAGAAAGGAGUGACAACUAUAAUAGGAGGAGGAGACUCAGUGGCUGCAGUGGAGAAAGUUGGAGUUGCAGGAGUCAUGAGUCACAUCUCCACUGGUGGUGGAGCCAGCUUGGAGCUCUUGGAAGGAAAGGUACUUCCCGGUGUGAUCGCUCUUGAUGAAGCCAUCACAGUCACCGUUUAGAAACUCACCCCUUUUGAUGAGGCCAAUUGAUGUAUUACUCAUGAGUUUCUUUUGCUGUAAAUCAUCAUCAUCUACCUUAUUCAAGACAAUGACCCUUUAUAAUAAGUUACUUGUUGGUCUUA
Messenger RNA from Brassica oleracea var. oleracea, 1638 nucleotides. RefSeq names its product phosphoglycerate kinase 1, chloroplastic. NCBI's taxonomy places the organism in Eukaryota, Viridiplantae, Streptophyta, Magnoliopsida, Brassicales, Brassicaceae. Gene Ontology annotation, molecular function: ATP binding; ADP binding; phosphoglycerate kinase activity. Gene Ontology annotation, cellular component: cytosol. Gene Ontology annotation, biological process: glycolytic process; gluconeogenesis. The record is from RefSeq and is a predicted model, not a curated record. The coding region runs from base 68 to 1516 and encodes 482 amino acids. The transcript is spliced from 6 exons.